Molecule: messenger RNA, 2028 nt
Organism: Nannospalax galili (Upper Galilee mountains blind mole rat)
Lineage: Eukaryota; Metazoa; Chordata; Mammalia; Rodentia; Spalacidae
Gene: Kash5
Product: coiled-coil domain containing 155
Exons: 21
Coding region: 215-1891 (558 amino acids)
Biological process (GO): telomere localization; spindle assembly; actin filament organization
Cellular component (GO): lateral element; chromosome, telomeric region; meiotic spindle pole
Molecular function (GO): dynein complex binding
Source: RefSeq, a predicted model, not a curated record
GCGACCGAGCUCGCGUCUCCGGCGCCAUUUGCAACCGCCGUCCGUCCUUGGUGGCCCUGAGCUGGAGUGCGCGGAUCCAGGCCCCAUGUUGCCAUCCCACACCUCAGAUGCAUAAAAACAGGAGCCGUCUGGACAGCCUCUCCCUUCCCCAAUCCCUCCUGGCCCUGGAGGGAGGCUAGUAGCGUCAGCAGCUGCAGAGCUGGAGGAGUGGUCCAUGGACCUGCCAGGAGGCCGGGCUGGUGGCCCCGCUGCAGAAAUGUACCUUUGGGAGCAGCCUGAGGAGGAAGGCACAAGGCCACUGCUCAGCCUGGAGGAGCAGAUCCUCAACUCCACCUUUGAAGCCUGUGACCCCCACAGGACAGGUACUGUGGCUGUGGCCCACCUGCUGGCCUACCUGGAAGCCGUGACAGGCCAAGGCCCCCAGGACACACGCCUCCAAACACUGGCCCGAAGAUUGGACCCAUACGGGCAGGGCCCAGGGGCCACUGUGGACUUGGACACCUUCCUGGUGGUCAUGCGGGACUGGAUUGUUGCCUGUCAGCUGCCUGGGGGAUUAGAGCGGGUGGAGGAGACCGCCUUCGAGGGAGCCCUGGCCUCCCCGCACCUGCCAUCUGCGUGCCCAGAAGCUGAAGAGCCGGCGAACCUGGAGAGCUUUGGAGGCGAAGACCCCAGGCCUGAGGGGCCUGCCACAGCUGAGCUGCUCAGCAGCCUGGAGGACCUGGAGCUCAGCAACCGGCGCCUGGCCGGGGAGAACGCCAAGCUGCAGCGCAGUGUGGAGACAGCCGAGGAGAGCUCUGCACGCCUUGGGGAGGAGAUCGCAGCCCUGCGCAAGCAGCUUCGAGGCACCCAGCAGGCCCUGCAGGUGGCCAAGGCCAUGGAUGAGGAACUAGAGGACCUGAAGACUCUGGCAAAGAGCCUGGAAGAACAGAACCGCAGUCUACUGGCUCAGGCCCGGCAAACGGAGAAGGAACAGCAGCACCUGGUGGCUGAGGUGGAGACGCUGCAGGAGGAGAAUGGGAAGCUGCUAGCCGAGCGGGAUGGAGUGAAGAGGCGGAGUGAGGAGCUGGCCACGGAGAAGGACGCUCUGAAGCGGCAGCUCUGUGAGUGCGAACGCCUCGUUUGCCAGCACGAAGCAGUCCUCUCCGAGCGCACCCGCCAUGCAGAGAAUCUGGCCCAGACCCUGGAGGAAUACAGGAGCACCACCCAGGAACUAAGGCGAGAAAUCUUGAACCUGGAGGAGCAGCUGAGUCAGAGCCAGGAGAGUCAGGAUGAGCUGCUGGAAGGGGUAGAGGCAGGAAGAGCAGGCUGGACUGUGGCACUGCCCCCAUCACUGGGCUUGGAGAUCCAGGCCAUCCGGCAGGAGCAGGCCAUGGCAGGCACUGGCCUCUCCAGUCCUCUGUGUGGACUAUGGCGGUGGGAGGAGCCCGGGUUUCCCUCUGGGGAUGGUGACAGGCAACAGAGAAACUUCCAAAGAGAGCCAGAAGGAAGCCGGGCGCCAUCCCCAAGGUUGCCCAGAAGAGAGGAAGAGGAGGAAGCAAAGGAGGAAGAGCAGAGCUGGGUCCUGGCCCAGUCCCCCAACGCUCUGGGAGACUCUCACCGUUCUCAUACCCCAGCAGGCGCCCCCAACAGCCGCCCAGCCACAGCGGAGCUGCCGCGAGCCCUGGUGCCUAUGCAGACAGAUCUCGUCCCGGUCUGGAAGCCGAGUGCGCAGCGAUGCCUGCGCCCCCAGCGCCCUCCGCGGCUCAGGGUCAGCCGGCACUCACUGGUGCCCACGCCCGUGCUGUGCCUGCUGCUGCUGCUGCUGCUGCUGUCCGUCCUGCUGCUCGGCCAGUCCCCGCCCCCAACCUGGCCCCACCUGCAGCUCUGCUACCUGCAGCCCCCACCGGUGUGAGGCCCUGGACCCCGCCCCCCGCCGCACCUCCUGCCGCACCCCCACCGCGGUCCCACCUUGCCGGAGCCGGACCAGCAGCCCCAUCCCCACGUGUUUGCGCGUGACUGUGACCUCUCGCGUUUCUUUAACAAUAGCAA